AGUGUGCGAGGCGGGCUCUCAGUGGUGCGGCCGGCAGGCGGCUAUGGCGGCCGUACGGGGCCUGCGAGUGUCGGUGAAGGCAGAGGCCCCGGCGGGGCCGGCUCUAGGGCUCCCGUCGCCUGAAGCGGACUCCGGUUUGGAGCGUGGCGAGCCGGAGCCCAUGGAGGUGGAGGAGGGCGAGCUGGAGAUUGUGCCCGUGCGGCGCUCGCUGAAAGAACUGAUCCCGGACACAAGCAGAAGAUAUGAAAACAAGGCUGGCAGCUUCAUCACCGGAAUUGAUGUCACCUCCAAGGAAGCAAUUGAAAAGAAAGAACAGCGAGCCAAGCGCUUCCAUUUUCGAUCAGAAGUAAAUCUUGCCCAAAGAAAUGUAGCCUUGGACCGAGACAUGAUGAAGAAAGCAAUCCCCAAAGUGAGACUGGAGACAAUCUACAUUUGUGGAGUAGAUGAGAUGAGUACCCAGGAUAUCUUUUCCUAUUUUAAAGAAUAUCCUCCUGCUCACAUUGAAUGGCUGGAUGAUACCUCCUGUAAUGUGGUUUGGCUGGAUGAAAUGACAGCCACACGAGCCCUUAUCAAUAUGAGCUCUCUGCCAGCCCUGGACAAGAUAAGAAGCAGGGAUGCCAAUGAGGACAGGUCAUCUGAGAAAAGUAAAAAAGACAAGCAGGAAGACAGUUCAGAUGAUGAUGAGGCUGAAGAAGGAGAAGUUGAAGAUGAGAACUCAAGUGAUAUAGAGUUGGACACGUUGUCUCAAGUAGAAGAAGAGUCUCUGCUAAGAAAUGAUCUUCGUCCAGCUAACAAACUUGCUAAAGGAAAUAGGUUAUUCAUGAGAUUUGCUACAAAAGAUGACAAAAAGGAACUUGGAGCAGCCAGAAGAAGUCAGUAUUACAUGAAAUAUGGGAAUCCAAAUUACGGAGGCAUGAAAGGAAUUCUUAGUAAUUCUUGGAAGCGAAGAUAUCAUUCCCGUCGCAUUCAGCGGGAUGUGAUCAAGAAGAGAGCCCUGAUUGGGGAUGACGUUGGCUUGACGUCCUAUAAACACCGACAUUCCGGACUAGUAAAUGUUCCAGAGGAACCCAUUGAAGAGGAAGAAGAGGAGGAGGCAGAGGAGGACCAGGACAUGGAUGCAGAUGACAGGGUGGUGGUGGAGUACCACGAGGAGCUGCCAGCUCUCAAGCAGCCCCGGGAGCGGAGCACCUCUGGGCAGUCCAGUGCCAGUAGUUCAGACUCCGAUGAAAUGGACUAUGACCUAGAAUUGAAAAUGAUUUCCACUCCUUCACCAAAGAAAAGCAUGAAAAUGACCAUGUAUGCUGAUGAAGUGGAAUCCCAGUUGAAAAAUAUUAGGAACUCCAUGAGGGCAGAUACUGUAUCCACAAGCAAUAUCAAAAACCGAAUUGGUAACAAAUUACCAACUGAGAAAUUUGUAGAUGUCCGACAUCUGUUAGAUGAAAAACGUCAGCACACACGUCUACGGCCACCAGGCAGCAAUACUAAAUCAGAUAUACGCCAGCGGUUAGGAAAAAGACCAUAUUCUCCAGAAAAGGCUUUUGGUAGUAACCCAGUCUUUCGGAGAGAGCCUUUUUCUGAUGUACAUAGUAGGCUGGGUGUUCCCAGGCAAGACAUUAAAGGCCUCUACUCUGAUACUCGGGAGAAGAAAUCAGGUAGUUUAUGGACGCGCUUAGGAUCUGCACCCAAGACCAAAGAAAAGAACACGAAGAAGGUGGAUCACAGGGCGCCAGGCACUGAGGAAGAUGACUCUGAGCUGCAAAGGGCAUGGGGGGCUCUGAUAAAGGAGAAAGAACAGUCUCGCCAAAAGAAGAGCCGCUGUUACCAGCACCCUUUUCCCAAGAAAAGUCAAUUCCCAGGUGCUUAUUGGACAGCCUUCGAGGGGGAAGAUGAGGGAAGCUGCCAGCUCACCCUUCCAGGACCCUAGUGUGGGGGCCGGAUCUCAUGGACCUGACCUCAGAGGUGCACCGGUGCCGCCCAGGUAGAUAAGAGAUGCAGCAUCGAUCGUGCUUCCGUUCCUCCCUGGGGAGUUCUGUUAGGGGCAUCUUAGCUAAUCAGCUUGAAGUGAAGAUCAAGUUCAGUGCUGUGGGAUUUUUAGGAACAAAAAACUGUGACUUCUGGAUUUGGGUGGAUUUUUGUGCUGAGGUGGGGUCAUGGGUUAAUGUUGAACAAUUUUUAAGUCUGUAUUAUGUUUAAAAAUAUUAAUGAUUUAAAAGUUUAAAUUUUUAAUUUUUAUAUGUGAAAAUAUUUCCUGUUGGCUACAAGGGAAGCUCAAGUGGUGUCUUAUGUGUGCUGUUAAAUAUAUAUUAUAUACUUUGGAAGAAGGCAAAGAGAGGAGUCUCAUUAUUUUUAAAUGAUCCUAAUUGUAUAGUCUGUCUGCUGUAUAUAGUGUUCAGCUUGCUUUUUGGCCACUGUAGGAAAAAAAUCCAUCCAUCUGAGAUGGGGUCCUGUUGUUUAUUAUCACUUCAGAAGUGAUACAUUAGUAUUUAUUCUUUCUGUUUCUAAGUUCUGGCACCUGAAGAUAUCUUUAAAACUGGCAAAUAAGAUAAUAGUAAUAGAAAUUUUAGUUUCUUUAUUUCUCGUUUACUUCUAAACUCUGUUCCGAUUAUUUUAAAGUCAGUAGAUUACUUUGUCUUCCUAUUUGAUCUUUAUUUUGAAGUAUUUAAUGUUUGUAUUCCUCUACAAGCUUAAAAAUAGUGUUUCACUUCAAUUCACUAGAACUUAAGAAUUAGAGAUAGUAAGCCUUUGUCGCUUUGUGAUGUCACAACUCCUCACCUGUCUGGAGUGUUUCAGUACCUGGUGCAGCCCUGGAUUCUAAGGAUCUUGACUUGUGGCAUUGAUAGUUGAUUACAGUGUGGUGUGAUUGAAUGCAGAACACUGCUGCUAAGAAAUGAAGGAAAGGGCUGUGGGACUUGAGAGCUGCAACAGCUGUACUCCACCAUGUUUUGUUGCUUAACCUGCCUUUCACUCCCUUUAGAAAGAUUAGAAGCUGUUAACUACUGUAUGUUUCUGCUUCCUCAUCGGAUUCUUGGAGAGAGUUGGUUCUCUGCCAGUUGAGACUUACCGUUUCUGAGGUUUUUCGCUUUUUUUGCCCUGUGGAGUGUACAGCUGAGAGCCAGGUUCUUGAGAAGGGCAAGGUUUGGGGAGUUGGUAGAGUGAGAAGGACAAGGACUUGAGAGUCCGAGACCUGGAUGCCAACCCCUGGUUUCUGUUCCAUGGGCCUGGGCCUCUAGUUUUCCCAUCUGGCAAAUGAAUGGGCUGGUACCAGAGCUUCUUGACUUUGUUGGUGCGUCUCAGUGGUGUUUUACUCUUCCCGAAGCAAUGGUUGUGGUGGGCUGGCCAGCACUGGUUUCUGUUGCAGGUGUGGGGAGGGUCAAGAAGGGCAUGCAUGAGAUUUGGGGCAGGGAUUGACCUCCAUCCCAUUUCCAUUACAGUCUCUGGGUCUUCUAGUGGGACAGAGAUGUCCUUGUGGUCAGGGUCCUAACUGAUGUGGUCUCAGCAGUGUUCAAAAAAAGCCCUUCUGUGUUUCCCAGUCAUGACCUUUUCCACCAGUAGUUUGAGCCCAUCUCUCCCAUGGCCUUAUAGUCCUGGCCAGUCUCCUGCUAGAGAUCAGGGAGGGCUUUCUGAAAAGGUGGUGGUGUGUAGUCAGAACUGGGCCUUUGAUCUAACCAAGAAAAAUGCCCACUUCAGCAGCCUUGCAAUUCUUACAAAUUAACACAGACCCCAGAAAAGUAUCUUUGAAGAUUUCACUUCCCCAAGUUACUGUUGGCCACCUCCUCUUGCUCUCUGGCCCACACUCAGGCACUCAGAUGUUAACCACAUCUUACAUGUGCUGUGAGUGCCCAGGCCCUUUCUUUGGAGUUUGGGAGUGAGGGUAGACAGUUAGGAUGGCCCCCUAGUGGCAGCUCAGUGUGCCUGGGCGCUCCUUACCUAUGUGGGCAGCAGGGCUACAGACUUUUCUAUAUUCUUCUUAGCCUUUAUGCAUAUGAGAUUACAAAUACAUUUCUGCUGCUUGAUAGUAAUUGCAGAUACCUCAUUUCUGUUUCCCACUCUCCCUCUUGGGAGAGACACCAGCUACCCAGGAGAACUUGUGGAGCUUGUGACAAGCCCUCCUCUGGCCCCUUUUCUCGUCCCAUGAACUCCUCCCCUUAGUUCAAUCACUGUCUUCUCCCACUUCAUCCCUGUGACAGCCUCCUCCCUGAUCUCUGCCCCGUAUCCCAUCCCUCCAUCUCUGUUCUGUGCACUGCAGCUGGGGUGAACUUUUGUUGUUUGCAGCUUUACUGAGCUAUUAUUUACAUAGCAUACAGUUCACUCCUUUCAAGUAUACACUUCACGGGCACCUGGCUGUCUCAGUUGGAGGAGCAUGCGACUCUUGAUCUCGGGGUUGUGAGUUCGAGCCCCACAUUGGGUAUAGAGGUUACUUAAAAAUAAAAAAUUUUAGGAAAAAAGUGUACACUUCAGUGGCUUUUAGUAUAUUCACAGAGUUGUGCAGCCAUCACCAUAGUCAAUUUUAGAACAUUUUCAUCACCAAAAACAAACCCUAUAUCCAUUAACAAUCAUUCCCCAGUCCCUCUUCCCUCCUGGCAACCACUACUUUUGGUUUCUGUGGAUUUGCCUAUUUUGAAUGCUCAUGUAAAUGGAAUCAUACACUUUGUGGCGAUUUGUGAUUGGCUUCUUUCACUAAACAUAUUUUUGAGGAUCAUCGGUGUUGCAGCCCGUAUUAGAACUUCUUUUUAUUAAUGAAUAAUACUCCAUUGUAUCAAUACAGUACAUUUUAUUUAUCCAUUCAUCAGUUGAUGGACAUUUGGGUUGUUUCCACUUUUGGCUGAUGUGAAUUAUGCUGCUAUGGAACAUUUAUGUACAAGUGUUUGUGAUCAUGUUUUCAUUACUCUUGGGUUAUAUAUCUAGGGGUGGAAUUGCUGGGUCAUACGGUAACUCUGUCUUAACCUUUUGAAGAACUGCCAGACCAUUCUCCCAAAUGGCUGCAUCAUUUCCCAUUUUCCCCAUUAGUGUUUGAGGGCUCUGGUUUUUCCACGAUCCUUGACAACACUUACUUCACAAUGUGAAGUGGUAGCUCCUUGUGAUUCUGAUUUGCAUUUCCCUGAUGUAUAAUGAUAUUGGGCAUCUUUCCGUGUUCUUCAGAAUGAACUUUCUUAAGAAAGUUAUUCUGUUAUUCUUCUGCUUAAAACCUUUCCAAAGCUUGGAAUAAAUUCCAAACUCCAAUGAUAGCUCACAAGGCUUGUCAAAAUCUAACUUCUGGUAUCUCUGGCCUGUUCUCCCCAACCUCCCCUGCCCUGUGCCCACUAGUUACUUGGACCCAUCUUGAUCUCACCAGCCUUUCAAACUCUGCUUAGUGCUUUUCUUCCUCAGCAGUGACACACUCCCCUGGACCUUUCUUCCUUCUGCCUAAGCCUUGCCUUCUCUUUUCCCUCAUCCUCUAAGACUUAGAGACCACUCCAGGUGGCUGCCUCCAACUUCCAGAGCCAGGUUAUGGGCCCCUGCUACACAGUACUGUCAUGAAUGAGACUCUGCUCAUUUCAAGGUUGGGCUAUACAGUCACACCUAAGAUAAAAAUGGAGUGUAAUCAAAAUUCCUCUUGGAAAUCGUGGGGAACAUGCCAUGUUGAAAACCAGCAUCGUGAGAUCCAGCACAGUUGGUUUCUGCCUGUGUGGGAACAGAUCAUAGUUUGUUUGGUUGAGCUCCAGCUGAAGUGGUUGGCAUGCAAUGAGGGCCAUAUUGUGCAAAAAAACCCCACUUAUUUUUAGGUGUUAAACUCACUCAGGCAAGCAACUCACUUUUGAAGAGGCUCUUAGGAACUGUAACAAGCCACGCAAGCUUACCUUAGGUGAGUGGAGGGGCAGGUGAAAUGGCCCAAAUGACUUAAAAUUGUUUUCCUUUUUCUUGUCUUUUUAAAAAUUUUUUCAGGAGAAUAUACCAUUGUGUUUGCCUAAGUGAAAUGUGUGUAUGAUGCCAAAUCUCUGUAACCACCCCCUAAAGCCAGCACGGCUAUACACUGAAUUGUAAUUCCCUGUUCCUACUUUGUCUUUUUUGCUAGAUUGUAAGCUCCAUGAGAGUAGGCACCAUGUCUGGUUUGGUCAUGGGGGUUUCUCCAGUCUUAGAGCCAUGCCUGGCACCUGGCAGGUUAUCUAUAAACAUGCGGUGAAUGUAUAAAUCCCCCAGCUGCAGGAACAGCUUCAUUCUCUGAGGCCUGGGGUCCUCUUACAGGCUAGUCCAUGUUUUCUGCCUUGUACACACAAUACUUGAUGUUCAUGUUUUAUUUUCCCUUUUAGCCUGUGAGCUCCUAAUGAGCAGGUGUCUUCAUGUUGUUAUCUCUGUAUCCUCCCACCAUGCCAGUCCAGAGUAAGGAGUACUUAAAAAGUGUUUGGUAAACGAGUGAAUUAUGGUAACAACCCAGCUCUGAUUCCUUUGCCUACAGGCUAGUCGAAAUCUAGCUGACACUACCAUAUUGAAAAAGGAAGAUUAUUCAGAAGUGCAUAAACCGUACUUGUAUAAGAAAAAAAUCUCAUUAAUUAGACCUCCAUAAAAUUCAAAUUUUGGUGAUCUGGCCAUAUCUGAGCUGAAGUUUACCUGCUGUAUGAAGAAUUUGCAAGAGAAUCAUGUAGAAUAUUUUUUUUGGAAAGCAUUCAUCUGCCCCAGGAGAGCAGGAAAGGAAGCUGGUAGGUGGAUGAGAGGCCCCAAAGAGGGACUACUGAGCCAGUUCUUAGCUUUGGGUCCUAUGGGAGAGGAAAGUAACGGCAGUCCAAAGAAGGCAAAGAGAAAACUUGUUCAGGCAGCAGCUCUUUUGCCUCCAGUAGCAAUUCCAGCUCUCACUCGAGUGUUCUUAAAGUUAUGCUGCAAUGCAAACGGGCCGUUUGGGUUCACAGUAACAGCGAACCAUGGCUUCACAGAUUAAUUAAUUGCUGUACAAAUCAAUUUGGUAUAUAAGUAUUUGCUUUUAAACUUUAUAUAACAGGAAACAAAUGAGAAGUUAAAAAAGCAUUUUUUUUUCCUUUAAGAACUAAAAGGACAGAAUGUUUUUGAUAAUUUUGAGAAUAUCACACUUGCUUCAAGGCAGAUUAUUGCAUAAUCUGACCAACAAAAAUCCAGAACUUUUCUUACAUGUUUAUAAAAUAAAUCUUAGAAGAAAAAAUAUGGUAAGCAUUUUUUUUUUAAAUGAAAUUCUAUGAACAUUUCACAAGAUUUUGAUGUUCCUGGGAGCAAUUAGGGAAAUGCUGGCUCAAAAGUCUAUUUUGGAUUGUGAGGCACUGAAGUGGGAGUUUCCUGUGCUAUAGAUAAAACUCUAGAGUAUGGGUGGCAUUAACCUGCCAAGUCAAUACCCUGCCCUAGGGUUCUUACCUGUUUUUGCUCGAGCAAUUCUGAGGCCCUCUUUGCAUGACCAGAGUCUUCAGUAGGUGAAACUUUGUGUUAUCUCAAAUUGUCUGUCACCCUCACCUCUGACUGGUGUAGGUUAGUGAAGCCAAGAGGCCCACACCAUUGGCAGGAGAGGAGACAUGACCUUCGUAUCCCUUCCUGGCUGUUUGUGUGUUUAAUCAUGUGGUGCCUCCCCUCUUAUCAUUGGCAAGGAUUACUCAGAAAGCCUAUGAGCAGGAGGUUGUACUUUUAGCUCAGGUAGAGUGUCUCUGGGGGAGGGUCAAAUAGAAUAGUGUCUGAGACUGGGCCUGAAGCCUGGGGACUCAUUUUUUCUCACAUGCAAACUGGAAAAGACUGAACAAGUCCCUUCACCUCUCUGGACCCCAGUUUUCCUGUCUGUCAGAUGAAGAGCUCAACUGGGAUGGUCUCCAGGUUUCUUUCUAUUGCUAAUGUGAGUUCUAGGAACUUUGCUCUGCCUUUGCAAAGACCAUUAGGAGCCUAAGUUGAACAGGAAGGAGGUGUGGGCAAGCAAGAGGCCCAAGCCCUUGGACCCUUGGUCCAUAAACCAACCCCUCAGCUACAGAAGAACAAGAGGAUCCUCUCCCUUGCUUCCUCUGCACUAAGCCCACCUUCCCCAACACAUGCACACAUGCACCAUUCAAUGUUUUAUUUGGGAGGCUUUUUAGGAAGUAGUCCAUUUGUAUUAGCAUGGGCUGCCAUAACAAAAUAUAGACUGAGUGGCUUAAACACCAGAAAUUUAUUUUCUCACCGUCUAGGGGCUGAAAGGCCAAGAUCAGGAUGUUAGCAUAGUCAGGUUCUAAUGAGGGCUCUCUUCCUGACUUGCAGACGGCCAUAUUCUCAUAGUGCCCUCACAUGGCCUUUCCUUGGUACGUGCACAUGGGGAGAGAGAUCACUCUUCCUUUGCUAAGGCCACUAAGCCUAUUGAUUAGGGCCCUACGUUUAUGACCUUAAUUAUCUCCUUUAAGGCCUUUAGACCCUAUCUCCAAAUAAACUCAUGUUGGGGGGUUUAUGGCUUCAACAUACGAAUUUGGCAGGGGGCGGGGCACACAGUUCAGUUCAUGACACCCAGUAUAUGUUUGUGAAAUGAGGUCUCUGCUUUUUAAAAGCUCACAAACUGGGAGGAUUUAGCCCCAUGGGUAUGAGAGGAGUAGGGUUGUAGUAGUUCAGAGUCCUGGUACUGGAGGAGACAGAUCUGUCUGAAGUCCCAACUCUGCCACUUAUUAGCCAUAUCGCCUUAGGCAAGUUACUUAACCUCUCCAGUCCAGUAUUCUCAUCUGGGAAAUCAGGAUAACCAAGUAGGGUGGCUGUUAGGGUCAGAUGAGGGCAUUGCAAGGAAGGCCCUUGGCACUGAGUCUGGCACUCCCUCCUUAGUGCUCAGUCAGUGGUAGUGAUUCCUCCCGCUCCUCAGACUUCCCCCGGCUGCCCUUUGCCAGCUCUGUCCUCCGUUGCAGCCCUGUCUCCGUAAGUCCUCACGCUUCCAAAUGCCCUCUACCCAGCUUCCCAGGACUCAGAAGGCUAGUGGGUAGUUAGAACAUCUUAUAUGGGGGUGCCUGGGUGGCUCAGUUGGUUAAGCGACUGCCUUUGGCUCAGAUCAUGAUCCCAGAGUCCUGGGAUCGAGCCCCGCAUCCAGCUCCCUGCUCCGCGGGAAGCCUGCUUCUCCCUCUCCCACUCCCCCUGCUUGUGGUCCCUCUCUCACUGUCUCUGUCUGUCAAUUAAUUAAAUAAAAUCUUAAAAAAAAAAAAAACAUCUUCUAUGCCUACA
Mirounga angustirostris (Northern elephant seal) is the source of this 9150-nucleotide messenger RNA. RefSeq names its product nuclear cap binding subunit 3 (gene NCBP3). The record is from RefSeq and is a predicted model, not a curated record. The coding region runs from base 44 to 1924 and encodes 626 amino acids. Gene Ontology annotation, molecular function: RNA 7-methylguanosine cap binding; mRNA binding. The transcript has 14 exons. NCBI's taxonomy places the organism in Eukaryota, Metazoa, Chordata, Mammalia, Carnivora, Phocidae. Gene Ontology annotation, cellular component: nucleus.